CCUGUAUCCUUCAAUACAUUGAACGGGGAAUGCCGCCUGUGCCACCUAACGAUGACGUUCCAAAAAUCGCCAUCAUUCGCAAGACUUAUCGUGGAACACUGUUAUCUGUUUUACCUCCAUUAAGCUGGAAGACGCUGCUGAAUGAUGGCCAGAAUUCCAAGCGAGCUGGAGAAUUAUAAAAUCCCUGCGAAUUAUGACGUUCAAAGGGUCCAAGAAGAUUUCGUUCGAUGCAAAGAUCAGCACUAUCUUGACCAUGCUGCAGCCACUUUGUACAGCGAAAGCCAAAUUAAGAGUAUUACUGCUGAACUCCAAGGGAACCUCUUUGGAAAUCCUCAUUCCCGUCACACACCAAGUGAUACAGCCACUCAGAUCAUAGAGUCUGUGAGACAAAGGAUCUUUGAACACUUUAAUACCACUUGUGAAGAAUAUGAUGUUAUCUUUACAUCUGGGGCCACAGAUGCUAUAAGAUUAGUGGCACAGAAUUUUGAUUGGAAUUGUACAUAUGAUAUCUCCAGGAAAGGGAAGAAAGGUAGAGAACCAGGACCCCCACAACAUGUACCAAGUGAUCCCCAUCAGCCCAGAGGAGCAUUUGUAUACCAACGAGAAAACCACACAUCAGUUUUAGGAAUCAGAGACUAUGCCAACCAUUUGAUGCUGAAGUUUACUCUCAGGAUCUUUGAACACUUUAAUACCACUUGUGAAGAAUAUGAUGUUAUCUUUACAUCUGGGGCCACAGAUGCUAUAAGAUUAGUGGCACAGAAUUUUGAUUGGAAUUGUACAUAUGAUAUCUCCAGGAAAGGGAAGAAAGGUAGAGAACCAGGACCCCCACAACAUGUACCAAGUGAUCCCCAUCAGCCCAGAGGAGCAUUUGUAUACCAACGAGAAAACCACACAUCAGUUUUAGGAAUCAGAGACUAUGCCAACCAUUUUGAUGCUGAAGUUUACUCUGUAAGAACUAAAAAGCUUAAGGAAAUUCUAGGAGGUCCUGGAGCUGAAGCCUCUGAUACUCAGGCUAAUGGUUUCUCAAACAGGGACAGUGCAGAUUUACAAGUAAGCAAAGAAGAAGACUUAAGAUUGAAAAGGCAUUGUUUGUUUGCUUACAGUCCGCAGUGUAAUUUCUCUGGUGCAAAAACACCAUUAAAUUGGAUUGAGAAAGUUCAUAAUGGCCUUCUAAACGAAAUCCUUAAGGAAGAUCCAAUCAACCGAAUCCCUGGCUGGAGGAAAUCCAGAAGUGAUCAGGGUAUUGGUGAUCCAGAAUGGUUUGUAUUGCUGGAUGCAGCGGGAUUAGUUGCAACGUGUCCUCUUGAUCUGUCCAGAUGGAAGCCUGAUUUUGUGAAUUUAUCUUUCUACAAGAUCAUGGGGUAUCCUACUGGUUUAGGUUGCUUACUAGUAAGUUCCCGGUGCUGGGAUUUGUUACGGAAAACUUACUAUGGAGGUGGCACAGUUCAGAUGGUUGACUCAAGGAAAAUGACUCUCGUACCACGACCUGUUCUCCAUGAUAGGUUUGAAGAUGGAACAUUACCUUACCUCAGUAUCAUUGCAGUAAGACAUGGCUUUGAUGUCAUCUUGAAACAUACAGGUGGGAUGGAGAACAUCAUGCAUCAUGUGUUCAACUUAUCUCGUUACACUCACCACUGUUUACGUAGUUAUAGACAUACUAACGGAGAAUCGGUGGCAGAAUUCUACUUGCAAGAUGAGUCAUGGACUGUUGAUAUCCAUGGAUCAAUUAUCAAUUUCAAUUUGCUCAGAUCAAAUGGCUCAUAUGUUGGAUAUGCACAGGUGGAAAAGAUGGCAUCGUUGUAUAAUAUUCAUCUACGGACAGGAUGUUUGUGCAAUCCAGGUGCCUGUCAAACUUAUCUGGAGAUUUCAGAGGACAAGUUGAAACGUCAAUUUCAGGCUGGACAUGUGUGUGGAGAUACUCAUGACUUGGUUGAUGGCCAGCCAACAGGGUCAGUGCGUAUCAGCUUUGGGUAUAUGAGCACCUACAAGGAUGCAGAUCAGUUGCUGCGUAUGAUUGCUGAAUGCUUUGUUGAUGGCCCUCUUAGAUUUGAUUCGUCUUGGAUGUCGAGGAAAUUUCAGUCCCCAACUUUAAAAGCAGCCAGUGAUGGUAAAUCACCAAGGUCACAGAGCAGCAGCAGCAAUAGUGGUCAAGGCAAACAGAAGCAGAAAGGAACAUCUAGUCACGGCAAAAAUCACAAUUACAGUAGUACCAGUAACAAAAAUUGUAAAUUAAUUCUUACAGAUAUUAUUGUUUAUCCAGUGAAAUCAUGUUGUGGUGUAUCAGUUCACAAAUGGAAGGUUGCUUCUGAAGGUCUACAGUAUGAUCGCAAGUGGAUGGUUGUCACUGACGCAGGUGUAACAAUGACUCAGAAACGGCUUCCUCAAAUGUGUCUCAUUAGGACAAGGAUUGAUUUGGAAUCCAAUACUCUAACUCUAUUUUAUGAAGGGAAAGGAGAGUGUAGUGUACCCUUAAAGUGCCCAUCCGUACCUGAUUGUGUUGAAGAUAUAUCCAUAUGUGGUGGUAGAGUAUGUGGUGAUAAAGUUAAAGGAUUAGACUGUGGAAAGGAAGUUGGAGAUUGGCUGUCAAAGGUGCUGAAUAAACCCAGCCUUAAGCUUAUGCGGCAGAUAAAUACUCGAAGAAAGAAGAUUGAGGAAGGACAAGUUGAGAACCUGUCAUUAGCAAAUGAGUCUCAGUAUCUCAUAUUACAUCUGCCAAGUGUUCGCAAGCUCUUAGAGGAUAUUAAUGACAAUGGACCAGUUGAUCUGAAUGAGGUUGACUUGGUAAAACGAUUCCGAGGUAAUUUCAUUAUAGAUGGAGGAGAUCCUUAUGAAGAAGAUAUUUGGAAGUCUGUAACAAUUGAUGGUGUGAAAUUGCAGGUCCAAGGUGGAUGUAUGAGGUGUCAGAUGAUCGGUGUGGCCUCAGAUUCAGGAGAACGUACCAGGGAGCCAAUGUUAACUUUAGGUCGGGUAAGAGGGUCUUCCAUGAUGUUUGGAAUUUAUGCCAAAGUGUUGACGCCCAACAGUGAUGAUACAGAUGGUUCAGUUACUCUGAUCACACGUGGAGCCACUGUGAGAGCUACCACAUGAUUUCGUUGUACAAUCAUAUAACAUGGGAGUCAUAAGAAAGAUAACCUGUAAUGACAAUCGUCGCAAGGACUAUAUAGAAUAACAGGUAUGGUCAUGGUCUUGUACUGUUUAUGGAUUGCUCAGUAUUUUUGACUAAGUAUUAAUGAACUGCUGUUUACAUAUAAUACUCACUGCAAGAUUAUCAUGAACCAUGGCAUGUUACAUUAAGGGUAUUGGACAGCGGGGGUGAGUUGGGUUAUCAAAAGCCAUUGUAAUGAAAAUUAGCAUUGAUUUAUAGUAUUUCAAGGAAUGUGUACUGAAAAUUUUCCUUAAAAAGGAGCAAGAAUGUAUUCUUUGGUGAUUUGUUUUUCUUUUUUCCCAAAUUUUGAAAACCCUCUUCACCUUUAUUUAUCAACAGUCAGUUUGAAAAUUUCAAAAACCAAUUCAAAGUUUAAAUCAUCAAGAAUAAAAAUGCAUGACUAAAAUUAUCAAAUUAGGCUGUGUUUACUGUGAAAAAUAAAGCAGUAAAUAUUAGAAAAAAAGUAUGUUAAAUAUUACAGAUAUGUAAAAUACAAAAGAAAAAAGAAAAUGAGCAUGCAUAAUUAUUUCCUGGUGACUUCUGAAUAUAAUACCUUUAAAGUAUUUCACAUUCAUUCAUAGAAAUUGAAGUUAUGGAGAUUUGAGUGCACAAAACUAAUGUUUUCAGAAAAACACAGUCAAAAGUUUGUCUACUGUCACACUCAAAGUUCACUUGUAAAGCCUAGCUAGCACCUGGUUCCUUCUCUUUUUUUAGAGAUAUUACCCCUUCUGGUAUAAAGAUAAUGGCAACAUGCUUAUUUGGAGGGUUUCAUAGAGUGAUACUCACUCGUUAUUGCCAAGUUUGCAUUGCAUGGGCUAAUGCGCUCCUGCUUUACAGACAUCUGCACCUGAUAUUUGUUUUCUUUUUUUCUUGCUCUCACUACUGGGUGCAGCUUCACCUUUUUGCUGCAUCCUUCUUUCAUUAUAUUUGCUAAUAUUGUAAGAACUUGCAUCCAGUUGACAAGUAAAUGUCUUGCAAGGCAUAUUUAUGGGAUAACAACACUUGUAAGCCAAGAAAAGGGCCCAGAAAAUCACACAUAAAGGUGAAAAACACAAAAGAUGCAAUAAUGGCACUCUUCAUGCAAAAGCUAGUGUUACUCUUUCAUGUUUGUUGUUGACUGCUCAGAACCAGAUUGUCUUU
This is a messenger RNA of Macrobrachium nipponense, 4285 nucleotides long. RefSeq names its product molybdenum cofactor sulfurase-like (gene mal). The record is from RefSeq and is a predicted model, not a curated record. Gene Ontology annotation, molecular function: molybdenum ion binding; pyridoxal phosphate binding; molybdenum cofactor sulfurtransferase activity. Gene Ontology annotation, biological process: Mo-molybdopterin cofactor biosynthetic process. Lineage: Eukaryota; Metazoa; Arthropoda; Malacostraca; Decapoda; Palaemonidae. The transcript has 14 exons. Bases 142 to 3087 code for a protein of 981 amino acids.